Ananas comosus (pineapple) is the source of this 3773-nucleotide messenger RNA. Its product is annotated as probable copper-transporting ATPase HMA5. The record is from RefSeq and is a predicted model, not a curated record. Gene Ontology annotation, molecular function: ATP hydrolysis activity; ATPase-coupled monoatomic cation transmembrane transporter activity; copper ion binding. Bases 335 to 3256 code for a protein of 973 amino acids. Gene Ontology annotation, biological process: monoatomic cation transport. Lineage: Eukaryota; Viridiplantae; Streptophyta; Magnoliopsida; Poales; Bromeliaceae. Gene Ontology annotation, cellular component: membrane. The transcript is spliced from 10 exons.
CAAAGCGGUUUUCUCCCUCCCUCUCCCUCUCUCUCUCUCUCUCUCUCUCUCUCGCGAUCGAAUUCUCUCUCUCUCCUCCUCUCCCCGCUUCUUCUUCGACUCAGGUUCGAUCCAGAAACCCUAGAAUCCCCUCGGAGGCGAAGACGAAGUCGCCGCCGCCGCCGCCGCCUCAAUCCCGGUAAAUUAUAGUGUCCAUCGACGAUGUUAUGGACUACACUGUCGAGUGAUACAACAGGGUACACAGAUUGGAAGGUUAGGGAGUAGUAUAAGGUGAGGUAGUGUACUCAAAACUAUUCAAGUUCAGAGUUAAGAGGGUGGUGUCAUUUAUAAGAGAAUGGAACCCAAUGGGAAAGACAAUCUGAAAGCACCACUACUUCAAACUUCAGAAAAUGUUUCUGUUACUUCUCCUGGAGGAUCAAAGAAAGAUGAAAAUAAGACCAAGCAGGUUGAGUUCAGGAUUCGAGGUAUAAAAUGUGCUUCUUGUGCAGUAUCUAUAGAAUCUGUGGUGGCGAAUAUGAAAGGGGUUGAGAGCAUCUCUGUGUCGCCGCUUCAAGGUCAAGCUGUGGUCUUUUACAAGCCUGAACUGACGAAUGCACAAAUGAUAAAGCAAGCCAUUGAAGACCUGAACUAUGAAGUGGACGAGUUCCUAGAGCAGGAAAUUGCUGUAUGCCGCCUUCGAAUUAAAGGAAUGGCCUGCACAAGCUGUUCCGAAUCUGUUGAAAAAGCACUUUUGAUGGCUGAUGGGGUCAAAAAAGCCGUAGUUGGCCUUGCCCUUCAUGAAGCCAAAAUCCACUUUGACCCCAAUAUUACCAAUGCUAAUCGUCUCAUUGAGGCUAUUGAAGAUGCUGGGUUUGGAGCUGAUUUAAUAAGCUCAGGUGAUGAUGUGAACAAAAUUUAUUUAAAUGUUGAUGGCCUUCGUUCUUUAGAAGAUGCCAACCUCAUUCAAUCAGUGCUUGAAGCUGCUGAUGGUGUGAAUACUGUUGAAUUGGAUCCAUCAGGCCAGAAAGUGAUUAUAGCCUAUGAUCCCGAGCUGACCGGCCCAAGAACACUUAUUCAAUGCAUUGAAGAAGCAGGUCCGUUUCACGCGACCUUGUGCACACCUACGAGGCAAAGAGAAACAGAACAGCAGAAUGAAAUUAGGGCUUAUUGGAACCAGUUUCUUUGCAGCUGCCUGUUUACAGUCCCUGUUUUCUUGUUCUCUAUGGUUUUGCCUAUGUUUUCUACUGCUGGGGACUGGUUGUCUAGUAAAGUUUACAACAAUCUGACUGUUGGAAUGCUGCUGAGAUGGGUCCUUUGCACUCCAGUGCAAUUCAUAAUCGGCUGGAGAUUCUACAUUGGAACUUAUCAUGCACUAAAACGGGGAUCAUCUAACAUGGAUGUUUUGGUGGCAUUGGGAACUAACGCUGCCUAUUUCUACUCAGUAUAUAUCGUGUUAAAAGCACUAACAUCACAAACAUUUGAGGGAGAGGAUUUCUUCGAAACUAGUGCUAUGCUGAUAUCUUUUAUUCUGCUCGGAAAGUAUUUGGAGAUUAUGGCAAAAGGGAAGACGUCAGAUGCUCUGGCAAAGUUAACAGAUCUUGCGCCUGAUACGGCUGUUUUGCUAGAUAUGGAUAAGGAUGGAAAUGUCAUUUCUGAGAUGGAGAUUAGCACUCAGUUACUUCAAAGAAAUGAUGUGAUCAAGAUUGUUCCAGGUGCAAAAGUUCCAGUUGAUGGGGUAGUUAUUAAGGGUCAAAGUCAUGUGAAUGAGAGCAUGAUAACUGGAGAGGCAAGGCCGAUUGCGAAGAGACCAGGAGACAAGGUUAUUGGUGGUACGGUGAAUGAGAGCGGAUGGAUAUUAGUUAAGGCCACUCGUGUUGGGUCAGAAACUGCAUUAUCACAGAUAGUUCAGCUAGUGGAAGCUGCUCAACUUGCAAGAGCUCCGGUUCAGAAGAUAGCGGACAGGAUAUCACGGUUUUUUGUUCCAACUGUUGUGAUGGCUGCUUUCAUUACUUGGCUUAGCUGGUUCAUAUGUGGAAAAGCCAACCUUUAUCCAAGGCAUUGGAUACCAAAGGCCAUGGAUGAGUUUGAGCUAGCUUUGCAAUUUGGCAUCUCGGUGUUAGUUAUUGCUUGCCCAUGUGCCUUGGGACUAGCAACACCGACAGCUGUUAUGGUUGCCACAGGAAAAGGAGCUUCUCAGGGGGUCCUAAUCAAAGGUGGCUAUGCUCUUGAGAAAGCUCAUAAUGUGAAAGCUGUCGUAUUUGAUAAGACUGGAACACUAACUAUCGGCAAACCUUCUGUGGUCCAAACCAUGCUGUUCUCGAAGAUGCCGUUGCAAGAGCUUUGUGAUUUGGCUGCUGUUGCAGAGAGUAACAGCGAGCACCCUUUAGCAAAGGCCAUAGUGGAAUAUGCCAAGAAGCUCCGCGAGCAAUACGGUUCCAACACUAAUCAAAUUGCAGAAUUGAAGGAAUUUGAGGUGCACCCAGGUGCUGGAGUUAGUGCAAAUAUAGGGGACAAACAAGUUUUGGUCGGUAACAAGAAGCUAAUGCUUUCCUUUAAACUGCUUUUGAGCCCGGAGAUUGAAAAUUGCAUGUUGGAGACCGAGCAACAAGCACGGACAUGCGUGUUAGUUGCGGUUGAACGUGAAAUUUGUGGGGCUUUUGCUGUGUCCGAUCCUCUGAAGCCCGACGCUGGGCGCGUUGUUUCAUUUUUAAAUUCGAUGGGUAUCUCGAGCAUCAUGGUAACUGGUGAUAAUUGGGCUACUGCUACUGCUAUAGCUAGGGAGGUCGGGAUAAACACCGUGUUUGCUGAGACCGAUCCGGUGGGCAAAGCUCAAAAGAUCAAAGAUUUGCAGAUGGAAGGUUUGACGGUGGCGAUGGUGGGCGACGGGAUCAACGACUCCCCCGCGCUCGUCGCAGCCGACGUGGGCAUGGCGAUCGGCGCCGGGACAGACGUCGCGAUCGAGGCGGCGGACAUCGUACUGAUGAGGAGCAGCCUCGAGGACGUGAUCACGGCCAUCGAUCUCUCGCGAAAAACCCUCUCUAGGAUCCGGAUGAACUACGUGUGGGCCUUAGGCUACAAUGUGCUCGGCAUGCCGAUCGCCGCCGGCGUUCUUUUCCCCUUCACCGGAAUCAGGCUGCCCCCGUGGCUGGCUGGCGUCUGCAUGGCGGCCUCGUCGGUUAGCGUUGUCUGCUCCUCUCUCUUGCUCCAGUCUUAUAAGAAGCCAUUGCAAGUUCAUGAAGAUGAGAAGGGCUCUUAUGAGAACUCAGAUUCGGUAUGAGUUUUAAUCUUUCAUUAUGAUUUUAAUCAAGUGUUUUUUUUUUCUAUUUUUUUCUUUCUUUUUUUUGGGGGUGAAUUACGCCGCGAGUUCCCGUCGCUAAACUGUUAUUCUCGUUACAAUUUGGUCCCAAAACUUUGAUUUAUCCAAUUUGAUAUAACAUGUCAAGUUACUAUUCCUAAACCCUGAGUCGGAAACUUCCGCUGUAAAACCCUAAAUCUCAGUUCAGAGUUUAGGAGUCAAAAGUUUUUCGGACUAAGACUCAGAUUUUCUACUAGUUUUCGAGCACCUUAAUGCGACAAAUCAAAGCUUAGGGACUAGAGUGAAAUUGGAGCAAUAUUUUAGGAACAAAUGGUGUAAUUUACCCCUUUUUUUUUUUUGGUCUUAAUUGAAACUUUCUCAAUAAAGUGGUAGAAAAUUCUCUACUCUUCUUGAAUUGGAUGAUUUUCUACAAUUGUAUAUUAUUGGAUCUUUAAAUGUAGCUUGAUCAAGUUUGAUUCUUGCAACUGCUACUGCAGUA